Messenger RNA from Neurospora crassa OR74A, 4251 nucleotides. It is a transcript of the gene clr-1, whose product is annotated as C6 finger domain-containing protein. The record is from RefSeq and is a predicted model, not a curated record. Gene Ontology annotation, molecular function: DNA-binding transcription factor activity, RNA polymerase II-specific; zinc ion binding. The transcript has 3 exons. Gene Ontology annotation, biological process: regulation of DNA-templated transcription. NCBI's taxonomy places the organism in Eukaryota, Fungi, Ascomycota, Sordariomycetes, Sordariales, Sordariaceae. Bases 543 to 2675 code for a protein of 710 amino acids.
AGCAAAGAGAGACACCCAAGAGGGCUCAGUCUCGUCACCAAGUAGAUCCGCGGGUACCUCGACCUUGGUUGUAUGGACUUGCUGCCUAUCAUUCAUAUCUGCAAGCGAAGCUCGUCCCGUACGACGAGAUAUGAAUCCGACCUUUCCCACAGCUCUGGAUAACUCCUUUCUUCACCCUUCCCCCAACCCUCCUUACAUCCGCACCACCCCUGCUACGAACAUGAGAGCGCCUCUAUCUGCAUUCUACUAAACGAAUAUACCAACUAGGUAUUAGUCACGAGACGGCCCACUAAUACACGACAGUCCUCAUUUCCGGUAAUCGAAACACACGGUGGAUGUCUGAGGGACUCUACUUUGACAGACAGUCGCGUCUUAACCAGUCGCCAACAACAUAACGAUUCAAGCGUGUUCUGGUUCAUGCUGAAGUGGUCGUGACUCGGGCUGGUUGAGGUGUUGUGGGCAAACAAAGGGUCGACAUUUCAUCACUGUCUUCUGUCCAUUUCGGUCGACUACCAAGCAGACCCUGACCACUUGCAUACGACAUGUCGCCGUCUUCCAACAGCGACUCUCCCGCCUCGGUAGUGGGCAGCAUGACCAUGGCCGCGCAGGCUGCUCCCAACGUUGUAAGGCAAUAUCCUCUGCCGAAUCGAGACUUCACAAUCGAAAUUCCCUCGCCCCAAGUUGCACCCACUACCAAUGGGGUCAACACCGUCAAGUCACCCUCCACUCUCAAGUCGUCCCGUGCUCCCAACUUCAGCCGCGAAGGUAUUCUUGGAUCGGCCCAGAAAGCCCGAAAUCUCUCGCAGUCGUCUGAAAACCGGCCUGACCAUGUCAAUGUCUCUAAUGGCUUUCACAAGGCUCCUAGUGAGGAGAGCACCAAUCCGCUGAAAAGAAGAAAUACGGAUGCUGGCGUCGACUACCCUAGAAGAAGGGCAACCAUUGCGUGCGAGGUAUGCCGCUCGAGGAAGUCGCGGUGUGACGGCACAAAACCAAAAUGCAAGCUGUGCACAGAGUUGGGUGCCGAGUGCAUAUAUCGCGAGCCUGGUAUCAAGCUGGAUGCCGGCGACAAGCUCAUCCUCGAACGCCUCAACAGGAUAGAAAGUCUGCUGCAAUUAAACAUGGGCCUAACCGGUCAUACCCAUGGCCUAGGAUUAUCCCAUAACUCCCCGGGGAUGAGCAACGGGACAGGGUUGAGUGGUGACAACCUGAUGAUGCAAAAUCCCGACGCCGCCGGCUUUGUCUCGGUGAUCCCCAGCGGAGGCUUGGGCACAUGGUCCGCUACCGCUACCAACAGCUUGUCAACAAUGCCCAAGGUCCACACCAAUGCCGCCCUUCAUUUGUUGCAAUGGCCCAUGAUUCGGGAUCUCGUCUCACGACCUUACGACCCACAAAUUCUCCUCCAACUCGAAAUGGCCAGGGAGCCACUCCACUCGCUCACAAAGACCCCUUGUGUGGACCUCUCCAACACUUCCGCCUACAUCGAAGCCUAUUUCGAUCGUGUCAACGUUUGGUACGCCUGUGUCAACCCUUAUACAUGGAGGAGCCACUAUCGUAUCGCCCUCUCGAACGGUUUCAGGGAAGGACCAGAAAGUUGUAUUGUGCUUCUCGUCUUGGCUCUCGGUCAGGCAAGUUUACGGGGGAGCAUAUCCAGGAUCGUGCCACAUGAGGAUCCCCCGGGCCUCCAAUAUUUCACGGCCGCAUGGGCCUUGCUACCGGGCAUGAUGACCUCCAACAGCGUUCUCGCCGCUCAAUGCCACCUUUUAGCUGCCGCUUACCUAUUCUACCUCGUCCGACCCCUGGAAGCAUGGAACCUUCUCUGCACAACAAGUACCAAGUUGCAGCUCCUCCUUAUGACGCCGAACCGAGUGCCUGUCGACCAAAGGGAACUGAGUGAAAGGAUCUACUGGAAUGCUCUGCUGUUCGAGAGCGACCUCCUCGCCGAGCUGGACCUUCCGCAUUCUGGUGUUGUUGCAUUUGAAGAAAAUGUUGGUCUGCCAUGUGGCUUCGAGGGGGAUGAGCAAGAGGCAGUUGGUCGCGAUGAUUUGUGGUAUUUCCUCGCCGAAAUAGCACUUCGGCGACUACUCAACCGCGUCAGCCAGCUCAUUUACUCCAAGGACUCCUUGGCCUCUACAACGAGUCUCGAACCCAUCGUGACCGAGUUGGAUUUCCAACUAACGCAGUGGUACGAGAGUCUACCUCUACCGCUGCAAUUUCCGUUUACUCGGACAAUGCUCCCAGAUCCUGUCCAGACGGUGUUGCGGUUGCGCUUCUUUGCUUGCCGGACCAUUAUUUACCGGCCAUACAUUCUCGCGGUCCUCGACAAUGAACAGGCAAUACUGGACCCCUCAGUGCGUGACGCGUGCACAAAGUGUCUGGAGGCUUCAAUCAGACAAUUGGAGCAUAUCAGUGCACAUCACGCCGGACACAUGCCGUACCUUUGGCAAGGGGCACUCUCGAUUGUAUCGCAGACACUUCUGAUUAUGGGUGCCACUAUGUCACCGUCACUAAACAGUAUUCUGGUGAGCUUGGUCUCACACCGCGACGUUAUCGACCAGAUCAUCAACGAUGUCGUCAUGGAGAUCGAGCGUUAUUCCGUACUCUCACCCAGUCUGAGCCUCUCGGCGGAGAUUAUCAAGGAAGCGGAGGUUAGGCGACGAACGUUCCUGAGUGGUUGAGGAAUCGCUUUACUACACUCGAUGUCAUAGACACAAAAGGUCAAACGGUCCCAUCAAACUCGCCACAUCCAAACCUUUCAAUCACCCAAAAGUUAAACCGCCAGCAGUUGAACCUAUGGUGUUCUGUCAUGGCACGAAGCAAGCUACAGGUGCAUCUGGUCCUCCACGGAUGCAACGCCAGUACAAGAUGUAUUUUUUUCAGGACUGAAACAGUCGCUGUCCAAGUCGUUGGCUGCAUUGACUAUCAAAUUUAUUCCUGCGACGAAAACAGCCAUUCUCUUGAUCUGUACUGCCAGCAGACGUGAAAAAUAAUCCGGGCUCGCUCAUACACAACCAAGCCCAGUAAGUGUCCGGACUGCAUUCACACCAUCUGCCCGCCUCCCCGCCUUCGGAAGGGCGCUCACCGAAUGGUCUGAAGAUCAUACCAAUGUUGAUCGACCAGCCUUGCCUGAUAACCUGAUAAACCAUGGCCCUGACUAUGGGCACGCCGGUUUUUGUGAGCAUUUGACCUACUUCUAUCUCAUACACUCCUGUUGUAGCUGGCUACAACGUGGUAUCUUGACUGGAAACCCCGACCAGCGACCGACAGACAAUCCCAUUCUCUUGUUCUUCACGACUUUGCACAGGCUGAGCACCCUUUGCCUCUCCCCAGAAACGUGGAUGACCAGCAACGGAGCGCCAAGCAGAACACCUUGCAACAAGGUCUGUCGAAGCCGGAGCAUACGGCCUGGGGUAGCACACCUUGGGUGCAGAAGAAUUUGAACAGUGCCCGAUCUGCCUGUGGUUGAUGAUGGGCUGUGUGUUGGAUGGCACAUUGAUGCGGAUACGACGGGCCGAAAAUCCGGAAACACCCCACUUCUUUGACCCUUGCUCAGCUUUUAAUGAUGUUCUUCCAAUGUUCCAUUACUUUUCUGCCCCUCUCUGCCCCUGAUUCAGACAGCAACUGUUUGUGGGAGCGUUUACAUUAUAGUGAAUGUUGGCCUUGAGUCGAUUUCCCUGAUGGGCGGGCCGGAAGAAGCGAGAAGGGGGCGACUUUCGCAUAUCAUCAUUACUUGCAAAUCUUCUCUACCUACCAUCCACCAAAGUUGUACACUUGCAGACGGGCUUCUACACAUACAUGAAGGAAACUUGAGAGUGAACAUUAUUUUCAGCCCUUACGUUCUCGACGUUCGGUGGACGACCAACCCCCUGUGAACAAUUUAUGGCAUUUAUCCGACCUCCUGGCUUUGGUAUAUUCGGGUUGACGCUUUGGUGGUUCUGAAGCUUAUUCAAGGUUUUCAAAGUCAUGUAACAAAGAUGAGAUGAAAUGCCCAAAGUUUGUUUUCGUCAUGUCGUUUCUCUGGAAGCACUUCUUGCUUAUGGCUGGCUUUUGGUGUUGGAGGGCAUCGGCAAACGGGACCAAAACAUAUGCAAUCUCAAUGAGGACGUUGAAGCUGUGCCAUACUAUGAUUCUCUGUUAUUUCUCUUUCCUUGUUGGGAUGGUUGGUUGUCUCUCGCCUUUUCUUCUCUUUUUAUUUACAAACAGGAUACCUCCUACACUUCACAAUACCCAAUACUUUACUAUUCUUUUUGCAAA